Pipra filicauda (Wire-tailed manakin) is the source of this 1251-nucleotide messenger RNA. It is a transcript of the gene CENATAC, whose product is annotated as centrosomal AT-AC splicing factor. The record is from RefSeq and is a predicted model, not a curated record. NCBI's taxonomy places the organism in Eukaryota, Metazoa, Chordata, Aves, Passeriformes, Pipridae. The transcript is spliced from 9 exons. The coding region runs from base 16 to 996 and encodes 326 amino acids.
CCGCGGCUCCGCGCCAUGGCCGUGCACUACUGCGGGCUGUGCCGCCGCACGGCCUUCACGGGCCGCCGGCACCGCUACAGCGCGGGGCACCGCCGUCGCCUGCGGGACGCGCUGGUCCGGCUGCAGGAGGCGGCGGCGGCGGCGCGGGCGGCGGCGGCCGAUGUGGGCUCUGCCGUGCGGCCCUACGACCCGGCGGAGCACGACGGGCGCGUCUGGUGCCCGUGUUGCGGGCGCGGCGUGCGGCGGGACGGGCGGCGCGGGGGGCUGGCGCUGCCGCAGGCCGGGCUGCUGCGGCAUCUGGCCGGGCCCGAGCACCGGCGGGAGACGGCGCGGUUCUGGCGGGAGAACCGGGCGGAGGCGGCGCUGCGGGAGCGGUGCCUGGUGCCGACCGAGGAGUACGAGCAGUUCGCGCGGGCGCUGGAGCGGGCGCUGGCCGAGCACCAGCAGCGGGAGGAGGAGCGGAUCCGCCAGAUGGCGGCCGACAUCCGGGAGGCCGAGCGCCGGCAGCGGGAGACGGUGCAGGCGGCGCUCCAGCUUCAAACAGAGGCAGAACGUUGUGCAGGACCUUCUGUCUGCAGCCCCCCCGCAGGACCUGAACGGGACACCUCUCACGAUGCAGAGCAGCCCGGCCUGAGCGGGACGCAGACAGGACCUGACUUAUCCUGGAUGGAAGCAGGACAGGCUCUGACCUUCAUUGGCCACCAGGAAACAGAAGGAAAAGGAAAUGUCCACACAGGAGCAAAACCUCCAUGGCUAACAGAAGAAGAGGAUGGAACCAAACAAGAGAUUGGACCUUCCUAUGAGGAAUUUCUCAGACAAAAGGAGAAGCAGAAGCUGAAAAAGCUCCCAGCGGAACGUGUUGGUGCCAACUUUGACCAUACCUCUCAGACAAGCGACAGCUGGCUUCCUUCCUUCGGGCGGGUUUGGAAUCACGGCAGGAGGUGGCAAUCCAGGCACCAGUUUAGAACUGAAUCAGGGGAAAAGAAGAAAAGGUGAUCAGAUGAAAAACACCAAAGAUGCAGCUUUGUUGUGGAAAGCUGGACUGUAGGUAGCUGUGCUUGGUCCCCUGAAGGCAAGGUGACCUCAGUACUGUUACAUGUCCUGCCAGUAAGGACAGGCUACUGCAGAUGCUGUAUCUUCAUUAUCAGAAAGCCUGUUUUAUACAAGUGCUGCCAGUGGCCUACGCUGACAUGGAGCAUGACAUCCCAUUAACGAAUUUUUUGAGAAAUAAAAGUGUUUUUUUAAAAUGUC